This is a messenger RNA of Hylaeus volcanicus, 2575 nucleotides long. RefSeq lists its product as uncharacterized. The record is from RefSeq and is a predicted model, not a curated record. The coding region runs from base 1140 to 1832 and encodes 230 amino acids. Lineage: Eukaryota; Metazoa; Arthropoda; Insecta; Hymenoptera; Colletidae. The transcript has 2 exons.
CAAGGUCUCGACCCCCCACCCCCUGUCGUUCGUGUUAUCAUCGCCAGUCCGUCAUCGCGUACGAACUUGGCAUCUUUCUGUAUCGUAUUUGUUCACUGGACGUCGGCCGAGCGAUACGAACCGAGAGGAAAGGUUUUCUCUCCCUUUUUCCACUCUCUCCGCAAGGGUGAAAGGUUCACGAACCGUGAGGAAGAAUCGGCACACACGCCUCGCGGAGAGCUGAGAAAGCCACGGGGCGACGAUAUCGAUCGUUAUUAGGCUUUUAUUAGACGGAAGUGUUGUCGAUGGCGCGCAGAGGGUACAUCUACACGGGGGGUCGUGUUAACUUAAGUGAAAAUAUCACCGAGAGGUCCGUCAGGGGCUGACCACCUCCUUUGCCUUAAUUCCCGCGCGAUCUGUCACAGAGUCUGAUCGCGCUGCUCCCAGAGGCAGGAUGCUCUUCUUGUUCUCCGGCUUCGUCCCGAGAUCCAAAGAGGUCUGCGUUGAACGCUGCGCGUAUUCGAGACUGGUCGACGGUACCUGCAUCGUGCCGGAGUGCUUAAAAGAAAGAGGGACAAUUACUUCUGUCAACAAAUUUCUGACGUCGUUGCCAGCGAAGUUCGAAGACGUAUCAGACGAAGGACGUUCGGAGCGAGACCGUUGGGAAACUAUCGGAUAGCUGUCGCAGGAAUGCGAAACACGUUCUGUGAACUAUAACUUUCCCAAGUUUGAUAACCGAUUGACCGGAAGCGUUUAAGCGACGGACCGGAUGCCGCGAUAUCGCCCGGAUAAUGGUAUCAUUAAUGGCGUCGUUUGCCACGCGAGACACGGUGAAUUAGAGUGCGGUUGCUGCUGAAACUAUGCCAUCGUGGGCUAGUACGUCUUAAGGUUCUUUUUUCUCGUGGACGGUAUCGAGUGUUUCUCUUAGAGGAUCGGUUAAAAAACGAUGACUGUGUAUGAGUGCUUUGUUCGAUCUUACUUGUGUAUUACCUCUUUGCUCUUGAAAGGUGACUUAAUUUUCAAAUCUCGAAUUAGUUUAAUCAAAGCUUAGCAUUCGUGGCAGUAGAAUGCUAAGGAAGCAUCUCGAGUUGCUGGUAGAUACCAGAAAAAAGCCUUCGAGUGCAAAGGGUUAAUAGACGAAGAAGUGAUAAAGGUUCACGAUGGAGGCGCGUGAGAAGUCCAUCGAAUGGGCCCUGCUGUUCCCCCUGAAGGCAGGCCUCUUCGCCAUGAAGUCGUCCUUGUCGUCCAAGAGCGUGAAUCGCGAGAAGGACAGACUGUCCAAGAAGAAUCUGCUCCCCAGCCCUAGAAUACGUCGAGGCUCCUCAUUGUCCGACUUGGACAAGCUGCAGAGCAAGCCAGUCCUCCCGGACGUGGUGAGAUCCACGGAGAAAUGCUCCGAAUCUCUUCCCCACUCGCCAGCCUUCUCGAGGACGAACCUUCAGCUGGGGAAUCUUUACGUCAGGGGCAGCAUAGGCGACCUGAUGAAUAUGAAGAAAUACGGCGCGUCCACGUGGAGCGUGAGAAGUGAGAGUUUGAUCGCCAAAGCUGUGCCUCUAAGCACGGUGACCCCUAGGCACAGCCCGCCGUUUGAAAAGAGCGUCGAGGAUCUUGAAGACGAGCUCCAGGAUGAGUGCCAUGUCCCCGGGAAGCCUUUAACCUGCGCUCAAAGAACGCAGAGGCUCAGCAAACUCAUCAAGAAGCAGAGACGCAUGAUGGUCUUCAGCCCCAAGACCCUGCAGCGUGAUCUUGUAAGUAACUAUAUCCGUUCAAUUUCCUGGGAAAUCCUAUCGAUUCAGCGGGCGAAAUCGUCGGUCGCAGGUGAGUUUUAUCUUCGCACAAUGCUUUGCCUCUAACUAUGAUGAACGAACAGUUCAAUAUGUGUUUCUAAACACCCCGAUGAAAACUACGAUACGGCAGGAGUAACGUAUCGUCCUCUUGCGGAUGAAGUUUUCGCGAGAAAUCGUUAAACGCAAGUGCACCCGGACGUCGUAAAGAUGAUAAAGCGAGAACAAUGCUCUGACAAUAUUAUUCAAUUUCUCUCCGGAGGGGCAAACUCCAACGUGCUCCGACGAGAAAGCAAAGCUUCGCUUCCCUCGUUAACUCACGCAUACUUGCGACAACGUGAUUUAACAAAUACAAGAACGAAUUAAAUAAGAAAAUUCGUUUAUGCGUCGUUAAUGAAUAUGCUAUUUGGUAAAAUUUCAUUUCAUUUCAAUUUUUAAUUAAGGCUUGAAGCUGAAAACAAUACAUUUGCGAAAUAUGAGUGAAUAAUAUUUGUUAUAAUGACGUACUAUACGCAGGAAUGUAAUAUAAUUUUUUUAUCAAAUUUUUGUACAGGUAUUAUAAUAGAAAUAUUUUUGAAACUCGUUAUUUUAAUAGUCAUAAAACUAUGAAGAAAUAUAAUAAAAAUAUUUUAUAUAAGUCCACAGUCUAACUAUUAUAUUUUUUAAAUAAAAACCAUAGCGAAAUCUUUGAUUAUUACUACUAUCUUUAAUAACCCCUGUGUGUAUUAAUAUUUUCGUGAUUCAUCGUAUUUUAUCGGAGUCGCUAUUUUUAGCAACGAUAUCGACACUCGAAGAUGAAAAUUUGAACGAGU